AUGUACACGACCAUUGGCCUGACCUGGCUUGGAACGACCAUUGUCCACCUCCGUCAGUUCGAGCACGGCUUCAAAGAUCUGGUAUGGGAGGACGACACGAUUGUAGGAGGUACGGGAGACAGAAAGAGAUGUGAAGGUGGGGGGAGGGAGAAACAGAGGCAAGAAAGGCCCCAGGGUUUUUAUUCGGUGAAUGGCGCUUUGCCUUUGAGACUUCUAUGUGCCCUCGAGGUCAAAUGGACGGACAAAGUGCCAGUACACACCCUGGGCACUCUGAUUGGCUGGCCGGCCCGGCAACAGGCCCAGUCAUCAACCUCACACGUGACAUUUUCGUGGGGCCAUGAACCCGCCGCCAAGAUACAUAUGUACCGCACCUAUUUUACACCACCUACCAACUCAUUACUCAAGAUUGGAGGAGGGUCGCUCCCGAAUUUCUCUCUUCUUGUAUGCCUGGCCAAGCCUGCGCCUGCGCCGCGAGGCAGAAUCUCAGCUUAUGAUGGAGACGGCUGCUGCAUGGCGUGGCAUGGCGUGGCAUGGCAUGGCAUACUCCAGGUUCGCCUGACAACAUAUAUCGAUCCCCUCCUCUCUCUCUUUCGUUGCCUCUUGUUGCCUCUCCUCUCGUUGCCUCUCGUUGCCUCUCCUCUCCUCUCCUCUCCUCUCCUCUCCUCUCCUCUCCUCUCCUCUCCUCCCCUCUCCGAACCUAUCGGCCUGUCCCCUUCCGCCGUCAUCAUGUCCGUCGUUGUCAUUGCCAUCGUUUGCCCCAUAGUCGGUGUAUUACUCGUCGCCGUCGGCUGCGGCUUCUGGAGUUGCAGUAGCUACCGACGCAGGAUGAAGAGGUUCGAGGACAGCGGGCUACCUGCCAAAAUCAGAAAGUCCGGCCCGCACGACACGCUCGAGGCGGCACUCGGGCGUGAUUUCGGCGACAGAGUGCAGAAGAGCACGGCUCAUGUUCUGGCGAGCCACAAGAGGUCCGAACUGCAGGGCUUCCGCGGAGGCGUCUGGAUGUCCCAUCACGCGACCGCAGCCGGCGUCCUCGAGCACUGCCGCAUCUUUGCUCACGAGCACAUGUUUGAGAUUCGCCCACGACGUCCCGACGAUGCAUCAAAAUUGGAAGCUGGCGAGCCUGCGCGAGAGGCGCUUGUCGCCGUGGGCGACAGCGUCUUGGAGUACACCUCCGAGCCGCGCACCCUUGGCGAGGAAGGCCAGCAGCGUAUCCUCGCCGCCGCCGCCGCCGCAGCCACUGCCUCGGAGGCUUCAAACUCGAAAUCAAAGCAGGGGCAGGAGCAGGAGAAUGCCGACGCCGCUCUUGCGGCCGCCGGCCUGCUUCUUGUGGGCACGCCGUCCCGGCCAACCGCCGACGGCAUCGAUGCAUUGCUCCGAACCGUCGUCGGCAGCUUCGAUGAUGCUCAGUCGCCUCAGCGCAGGAAACACCAAUGGAACCAUCUCGUGAGACAGAUUUCGGCCGCCGUCGUCGACCGCCCCAAUCGGCCCAACUACGAAUCAGUCGUCGGCAGCCGUUCCACCAACUACCGCUACGGCACCACCCUUGUUGAUCGCGCCGUCCGCGCCAAUGUCUGGGCUUCGCACGCGGAGGGCCUGCGGCGAUCAACUCCCCCGUCGGAACCUGCCGCUCUUUGCGCUGCCAUCGCCGAAGCCAAGGCCUUCGCCAAGGACAUGGCAAAGCAGUACGAGCGCGCCGGCGUGGACCUGCAUCUAGCUACGGGCUUCAAAAACGACCGGGCGCGACAUGUCGACUACUGGUUCAUAAUAAAUCCUCCCGGGGUGGGCUCGUCGCUAAGCACGACCGGCGGCGGCGGUGGUGGUGGUGGUGGUGGUGUAUCGGGAUGGCACUCGGCCUUUGUUCAGCAUGGCACCGGGGCGGGUCUGCUGGUAGCAGGCCGUCCGUCUUUGAGACGUCGGUCGCGCCGUUUGGCUCCGGCCCGGGGCUGUCUUCAUCUAGGUGUCCCUAGCGCUGCUUGGCUAACUGAUCACGGCGGCGCCACGCUUGUUUUGCAGGACGGGAGAGAGGACGGGCAGUUCGGCUCGAGAAGCAAACACGACGAGCUGGUGGCGGCGCCGUGGAACCUAAAUACUCAUUCGCGCCGCCCGCAGAACGGCUUGCACUGCGUCCAGAAGCAUGGCCGGCGAUCGACGGUGAAGCGUCAUCGGCCUUGCAGCCGGGAUCAUCGGCGGACAGAGGGAAAGGUACCUCCUAACUUACUGUACCAAGUACUGUACUGGGUGUCGAGGACUCGGGACGGGGAGCUCUGGGGCCCCCAGGCGGCGGGCAUUGCACCAGACUCGGAGGUUCUCGGUUUCAGUCUAGGUGGCGAUGUCCACGUCCACGCCCACGUCCACCUCGGACCAGCUCAUCAGCCACACAGCCUAGAAUAUGCCUCGUGCCUCUGUUUCGGCGGCCACAAGCUCGCCCGCAUCUUGCCCGGCGGCGCCGUCAUAGUCGUUCCUUCCUCCCCGGGCCAUGCAACAACGCACGAGACCACACCGCACAAAUUCCAACUACAGGGCCUCGCCAAGUGGUAA
Messenger RNA from Sodiomyces alkalinus F11, 2538 nucleotides. RefSeq lists its product as hypothetical. The coding region runs from base 1 to 2538 and encodes 845 amino acids. The record is from RefSeq and is a predicted model, not a curated record. Lineage: Eukaryota; Fungi; Ascomycota; Sordariomycetes; Glomerellales; Plectosphaerellaceae. The transcript has 10 exons.